CCCUUCUCACCGCGCAUGUGCGGCUCAGGGAGUGCGCCAAUCACAGCUGAUCACAUGGGACAUGUACACUGAUCAUCAGGCACUGAUGAUCAGUGUGCCCUGAUGAUCAGUGUAGCCCCAGCAGUGCCACCUGUCAGUGUCCAUCAGUGCCAGCAGUCAGUGCCCAUCAGUGCCACAUCAAUGCCACAUAUCAGUGCAUACCAGUGCACAUUAAUGCCACAUAUCAGUGCCCAUCUGAGCUGCCUUUCAAUGUCACCCAUCAGUGCCACCUAUCAAUGCCAAUCAGUGCCACCUAUCAGUGCUGCCAAUCAGUGCCACCAAUCAGUGCCACCUAUCAGU
Molecule: messenger RNA, 339 nt
Organism: Staurois parvus
Lineage: Eukaryota; Metazoa; Chordata; Amphibia; Anura; Ranidae
Source: the annotation of a GenBank genome assembly